Molecule: messenger RNA, 1910 nt
Organism: Fundulus heteroclitus (mummichog)
Lineage: Eukaryota; Metazoa; Chordata; Actinopteri; Cyprinodontiformes; Fundulidae
Product: patatin-like phospholipase domain-containing protein 2
Exons: 9
Coding region: 417-1583 (388 amino acids)
Biological process (GO): lipid homeostasis; triglyceride catabolic process
Cellular component (GO): lipid droplet; cytoplasm; membrane
Molecular function (GO): triacylglycerol lipase activity
Source: RefSeq, a predicted model, not a curated record
CCAGCACACCAUCAUUAGGGUUUUCUAAUUUUUUUCAAAGGCAAGCAACUAGUAAUCUUUGAUGUCAGAACUUGAUGAAAAUUUAAAAAAACACUCACUCACUCAUUUUUCUGAGAUUGAGCAUUUGAGAAAGAAUUUGGGUAACCUUAAAUCCCCUAAAACUAAGAAGUCAGGGGAACCUUCUUCGUGUCAAACAAACAAUCCCAGGCUAUUAAAGGACAUUCUUAUUUUCCAGCCCAAUAUGAUAUGAGUAACUAUGAGCCAGUGAUAGAGUUCAAGGUCUGCUUAUGCAACACAUCUCCCCCUCGCACGCUGUUAACCAGCGCAGGACCAGGCCCAGGACCAGCUGGGCUGUGGGGAUCGCUCAGAGGAAAAGGGGCUAAGGAAUGUUCUUCUGAACGGAAGAUGCCGGGAGAAUGUUUGACCCGUCAGAGGAGUGGAACAUCUCUUUUGCUGGCUGUGGAUUCAGGAGUAUCUACUAUGUCGGUGCUCUGAGCUGUUUCCUUGAGCGGGUCCCACAGCUGGUGCAUGGGGCCUCUAAAUUUGGGGGAGCUUCCUCUGGUUGUCUCGUGGCAGCAGCCCUGGCUGUGGGUGUUCCUAUUGAACAGCUUUGCAUCAGUAUUUUGAACCUGGCGAAGGGGGCCAGGAAACACACUCUGGGAGUUUUUCACCCAACCUUCAGGAUGCUGCAGACUGUACGCCGCUCUCUGCUGGAAAUGCUCCCGGAGGACGCCCACCUCCGGGCCACGGGGAAGCUCUGUGUGUCCCUCACCAGACUGGCAGAUGGCGGGAAUGUGUUGGUGUCGACGUUUGACACCAGAGAGGAGCUCAUUCAGGUUCUCAUGUGCAGCUGCUUCUUUCCGGUCUACUGUGGCUUUAUACCGCCGUCAUACCAUGGAGUGCACUACGUGGACGGAGCUCUGAGCAACAACAUGCCUCUGUUUGAGCACAGAAACACCAUCACCAUGGCCCCGUUCUCGGGCGAGAGCGACAUCUGCCCCAAGGAGGGCACAUUCAACUUCUUUGAGGUCAGCUACGGCAACGUUAGCAUUCAGGUCAACACCGGCAACGUCCAUCGCGUGUGUUCGUCGUUCCUCCCUCCUACUCUAGAGAAGCUGGCGGAGAUCUGCCAGAACGGCUACAUGGAUGCCCUUCGUUUCAUAAAAGAAAGGGAUCUGCUCAGUGUGAAGUACAGCCCCCGGAGUGUAGCGCUUGGGGAAGGCUGGACCAAACCUCCUCGUUUCGAGCACGGGAAAGAACUGGCUAACGCAGAGAAGGCAAGGCUGAGGGCGAAGCUGCGGCGUAACGCAAGAAACCGUCGGCAAAAAGAUCAGAUAUCGCCGAACCGCACAGUCACCGGUAUCCUCCCCGCCAGCGUUGGGAAAGUGCUGUGUGAGGCGUGCCGGUACAACCCCGACACUGGCAGCUGCUGGUCUCCGCUCACUGACCUCCUCCCAACAAAACGCAUCAUUUACAUGCUGACCCUUCCCCUCCUGCUGAGCAUCCUGCUUGGCCAAAGGCUGUGGAACGAACAAACUAUCGAUGCAUGUAGCAGGUCUCUUCAGACACACAUGGACCAUUAGGUGUCGUAACCCCAGUGGAAAUAGGUCCCGUGACUUGGACCUUGCUGACAUCACAGAUGGAGACACAGACGCUGAACCCAGACUACAUUAAGUCCAAUAGUUAAUGUGGUCCCUUGCCUUUUGUGUCCCAGGAAAACGGCAAAGUGAUGCCAGACACAGGUGUAGAAACACACAAUUAUAUAUAUAAAAAAAAAAUCCAAUGUUUGUAUUUUACUUUGUAAUAUCAAGCUCCCUCAUUUAAUAAAAGAGGGAAUAUUUUCUGCAACCCUUUUCCUGUGUAUUUAGGAUUCUCUAUAAAAUGCAAAGCAAAAAAAAAAACUGGAAAAU